CCGCAAAUUCUCAAAAUAUCAAACGUCAAAGAUAGUGUAAUAAACACUUUUUGAAUGAAUUAUUUAUAUUUUAUAUUCUGAUAAAAUAAAAUAACUAAGUCCAAGUAUAGAAGAUUUUUCUUCAUAAUAAUGGAAAUAGAAGAGCAUUCAUUAGCUUUAAAAGUAAUGCGGUUGACUAGGCCAACAUUAACUAGUCCUCUGCCUAUCACUUGUGAAAGUAAAGAUUUACCUGGAAAUUUAUUUAACAAUGCCCUUCAAACAGACCCUACCUCAGUUGAUGGAGCUGAGACUUUAUGUUGUGGCCAAUUUUUACUUCUACCCCAAAGUCCUGUCAAUAUAUAUUUAGGAGAGACUUUCUCUAGUUAUAUUUGUGUUUUCAGUGAAACGCAAGAAGUAGUUAAAAAUAUUCAUGUUAAGGUUGAUCUCCAAACUAGUUCUCAGAAACUAUCAUUAUCUUCUAAUCCACCAACUGCUGAAUUAGUUCCUGAUGACACAAUAAACAUUAUCAUUCAUCAUGAAGUUAAAGAAAUUGGAACACACAUUUUAGUAUGUGAGGUAUCUUACAAUAAUGUAAUGGGAAUGCCCGCUACAUUCAGAAAAUUUUUCAAGAUCCAAGUGUUGAAACCAUUGGAUGUAAAAACAAAAUUUUACAAUGCUGAAAAUGAUGAUGUGUAUUUAGAAGCUCAAGUUCAAAACAUUACAAUGGGCCCUAUAUAUUUGGAAAAAGUUGAUUUAGAUGCUUCUCAAAAUUAUAAAGUUACUUCUUUGAAUUUUACUACUGAUGGUGAAAAUAUUUUCGGCCCUUCAAUGUUAGUGAAUCCACAGUCAAUAUGUCAAUUUUUAUAUUGCCUGACUCCUAAUGAUGAUGGAAAAAUUUUAAGCGGUUCUACUAAUAUUGGAAAGUUAGAUAUUGUAUGGAGAUCAAAUCUUGGUGAAAAGGGAAGAUUACAAACAAGUCAACUAUCAAGAAAGGACCCUGAAUAUGGAGAUAUUUUAAUAUUAUUGAAAGAAAUGCCGAAUUUUGUUGUAUUAGAAGAGCCAUUUAUAUUAAAAUGUGAAUUAAUAAACAAUUGUGAAAGAACUGUAGAAUUAAUGCUUUACUUUGAAAAUUUAAAAGGUAUUGCAUGGUGUGGUAUUUCUGGAAAGAAAUUGGAACCUUUAGCACCAAAAUCUAAAAAAACUCUGGAAUUCAAGGCUGUUCCAUUGAUUCCUGGUCUAACCAAUAUAUCUGGCAUAAAGUUAUUGGAUACAUUUUUGAAGAGGACAUAUUCAUAUGAUGAAUUAGGUCAAAUAUUUGUUGUUAUUGAUAAAUCAUAUAAAAGCUAAUAUUGCUCAUUUCUGUUGUAAAAAUUUUAUCUGUUGAUUUCUAAGAAAAAUUAUAUUAUAUAUUAUUAA
This is a messenger RNA of Harmonia axyridis, 1395 nucleotides long. Its product is annotated as trafficking protein particle complex subunit 13. Gene Ontology annotation, cellular component: TRAPPIII protein complex. The transcript is spliced from 7 exons. The record is from RefSeq and is a predicted model, not a curated record. Lineage: Eukaryota; Metazoa; Arthropoda; Insecta; Coleoptera; Coccinellidae. The coding region runs from base 130 to 1326 and encodes 398 amino acids.